GGCUGCCACACCGCUGCUGCCACAGAAGCUCCCACGGCAUGGCUCGCCUGCGCAGCGCCGAGCCGCUCCUCCGGCCACUGCUACUGCUAAUCAUGCUUCUGCGGCCGAUGGCCCAGGCCGAGGCAGCGGCGAGGAAGGACUCCGGAGCCGACCCCGCUCCAAGAGGCUUCGGAGCUCCCUCCCUGAAGGCCGCUCCAGGAUUGCAGCCUGCCCAGGACCCGGAAGGAAAGUCUCUGCAUUCCGAACUCAUCACAUCGCUCUACCGUAGGGAUCGUGGCGAUGCCAAUUCAUCGGCGUUAACGGCGUUCCGCGCUCCAGAGGAUGCCACCGACGACCCUCCACCAAACCGAGAUCCCACCGCAUCGUCGCCUGAGUCCCGGAGCACGAGCCAGAUUCUCGAUGCGGAGUCUAAAGGUCCGACUCUCCGAAGCUCAGCUGAGGCCCUGGUCCAAACUUCUGUCGAGACAAUGGCUUCGAGCAGCGCCAGUCCGCAAGACGCGAACCAGGAAGAGACGGACGGGGAACAGCCGGAAGGAGAGCUUGGUGAGUCGGCGACUACAACCACGGAAGCUCCUCCCGCGGGCGGCUUUGACCUGGAGUCGAACCUGCGCGCUGUCAUCGAGCGUAUCUUCAAGGAGGCGCUGCCGCUCGUGUACCGCUUCUCUACUGGCGCCGGCUCCUCUCCCGAUUGCAUGGGCGCACUAUUCAAGUGGGUUCUGGCCAUUCGCAGGCUCGAACCAUGGGCUCUCAGAAUGGUGGACGCAAUGGGUCGACCGCCGGCGGGUAUCUUCGAGGGCACCAUCACGGACUUCGGUUCGUUCGACCAGUGUCUCGAGGUGCGCGCCCAGGAUUCGUGGGGUGACGAGUCGUUCCGCGGCCAGUACUGCUCGCUGUUCCUCAAGCCCAACAUCGACACCAGCCGGCCCAUCAGCUUCCUCAGGAACAGCCGGAGGCUCGCUCGCACGCAGAACCUGAGCCGUAUCAUGAAGUCCAUCUGGUUUCCGGGAUUUCGGCUAGGAAUCUGCGUGCCGUCAGCGUGCUCCAGGAACGACAUCGACGUGCUCAUCAAAUCUGCUUUCAAGAACUACGGCGUGAACGCGUCAGUGCCUCUUUGCGACGUGCAGAGGGACAUCCAACUGGAUAAUGUGCAGCAAGCGUCACUGAUCUGCUUGUGCGUGGUGCUGAGCAUGGUGGGCCUGGGGACACUGGUGGACGUUUUCCUCAGGAGCCGUCAAGAGAAGGACCGCAAGCCCCAUGCGGUACUGGGCGCUCUUACAUCCUGGUCCGCGUACAGCAACACGCUGCGGUUGUUCGACGUCUCCGACGACGGGUCGCGGCUGCGAGCGCUGCACGGCGUGCGCUUUCUCACUAUGCUGUGGAUCAUCCUGGGCUACUGCUACGCGCUGACGCCCAUUCCGAACCGCAGAAGAAUCUUCAACAUGUUUGAUUUUGUCAAGCACACGCCGUUCAUGUUCAUCGCCAACGCCUACCCAGCUGCCGACACUUUCUUCUGCCUAAGCGGAUUCCUGUUUGGCUACAGCGUUUUCAAGCAGCGCCGAAACCUUAGCAAGUGGCUUCCAAUCCUGUUGAUCAGGAGAUACGUGCGGGUCAUCAUACCGUGCUUCUGCCUGCUGCUGGUGUUCUCGCUUCUGGGCCUGGUGUCGUCGGGACCCAUCUGGCGUGACAACUACGCCCUGCUACGCGGAAACUGCGAAGCCCGCUGGUGGAAGAUACCGGCCCUCGUCAACAACUGGGAGUACAGCCUCGACUCUUGCCUCCCACACUUGUGGUUCUACGCUGCUGACCUGCAGCUACUAGUGGGCUUCACUCCAGCGGUCAUCCUGCUCGUCAGGUGGCCCAAGGCAGGAUUGGCGCUAACACUGACCAUGGUCCUGGCGUGCACCGUGUACAUAGCCUUGCAGACGCUAUACAGCGACCUCUACCCCGUUACAAUAUACUUCGCGGAAGACGUCAUGAAGUCUCGUCGCACGCACACGGAAGUGUUCAAGCGGCCCUUCUCGCACGCGGGCGCCUUCUCACUGGGCCUGCUGCUGGCCUACCUGCUGCGCUCCUCCGGGCGUCUCGACGCCAAGGGAUCCCCGUGGUGGGCCGGUGGGGCGUGGCGCGCCGCCGGCUGGGCCGCGGCCUCGGGCUGCGGCUUCGCCGUCCUCCUGGGGGUCGAGCAGUGGCACAAGGGCCUGCUGCCUGGACCGGCCGUUGCGGCCCUGUACGCGUCUCUGCACAAGACAGCCUGGGGACUGCUCGUUGCCUGGGUCGCCUACGUCGUGUGCACCGACCGAAAGGGCAUCCCCGCCCGGUUUCUGUCGUGGGGUCCGUUCGUGGCACUGAGCCGGCUGUCGUUCAGCGCCUACCUGCUGCACAUCCUGGUGCUGUUCGUGCGUUUCGGAAGCAUCCGGGAGCGCCUUUACAGCAGCCACUUCAUACAGAUGUGCGAGUUCAUCGUGGUGACGGUGCUGUCGUACAGCGGUGCCUACGUGUUCCACCUGCUCUUUGAGGCGCCCACCACGCAGUUCCUGACCAUGGCAACAUCAGCAGUUGCAGGAAAAUUGCUGCUGGCUGAAGAUCCGUCGACUCAGCGACAUGCCACUGGCAAUCAAGUUGCCCACAUCGGGAUCACAGAGAAGCCGGCUAAAGAGUCCAACGGAGCUGAAGGGUUACACAGCCAAGGACCGAAGUCCACCCACCUUUAGACCCUAUAUUCACAUUUGUUCAUUGUUGAGCGUUCGCUCCAUGCGCGAGUCUGACAGCCCUCCUAAACAUCUGUGCGGGCAGAUUCCACCAUCUCUGCCGUGGAAGCUCAGCACGAGGGCGCGGCAUCAAUUCUCGGCCAUGGUGACCACAUUUCGACAGGGGCGGAAUGUAAAAACAAGCGCGUAAUGACACUUCACUGUGCAUUUUAAAGAACUACAGAUGGCCGAAAUCAGAUCAGGGUCCUUCGCUAUGGUGUCUCACAGUUCCACUGUAUGAUUUUGGGAUUUAAACUGCCUUCAUUCGUAAGGCAGCACAGAAGGCUAAGUGCGCAUCACCGAACUCGCAUUUAACACCAUACGAUCAUUUGAAGCGUCUGAUCUACAAGAGUAACGAAAAUAUCUUCGAAGAGGGAAUGACACUGCAAUGAUUUUUUCCUCACUUCAAGCCUCCAUCUUCCCAUGAACUUCCGACACUUUAAAGGGACACUAAAGGCAAAUAUUAAGUCGAAGUUGAUUGUUGAAAUAGCGGUCCAGAAACCUCGUAGUGCUACUUUUGUGCCAAGGAAGUGCUUAUUUUGAAAUAAUAAAUCGCGUUUUAGUAGUCCGCAUCGCGUUGACGCACUACAAAUCACCCGCCUGAAAGCGGUCUUUCUCACGUCACUGUUGCCGUGCCCAACGUUGCCCGCCUUUACUGCACGGCGGCGUGCACCAUUCGGGCAACCGGCAACAUCACGAGCAUGCGGCAUUUUGUCGAACUUUCUGUCAGAGCGACUCUCACGAGCGCGCAAAGCAAAACACACGCGGCAGUACGCGAUACCGAAACUACCACAGAGACGCGACCGCGUGAGCGAAGCCGGGCGCCGGGCGAAGCACAGUUCGGCGAAAACGGAACUAGAGUGUACUAGAACAGGGGAGUGCUCGGAACGGCCGCAGCACCAAUGUACAGAAAGUGAAGGCCAAACAGGGUCAAUCCACCUGCAGCGCUGCGAUCGGUAGUCUGCAAUGUGUCGUCGUUCAAGAGUGGCGCGCGGCUCCGGCAAAGUGGUGCAGGGGUAGAAUGCCCGCUUCCCACUCAAAACGCCCGGGUUCGAAUCGCAACUGUAGAUGGCGGGUUUUUAUUCUUAGUGUCACCGUUUAUAGCUAUGUUGGUUUUUUUACUUUCUUCUUAAAACUAGUUUCUGUUGCUACGUAUUGCUACAAAAAGUAACGUAAAAUGUAAAAUUUUCUUUCGAGUCUCGUCUUCGCGAAAAUCUCGGAGGCCAUACUUUACGUUUUUGUUAAAUCCCGGGCGGUGGCGCUGCAAAUAACUGCGCUCGCUCUCAAAUUUCGUCUAUUUUACUUCACAUUUUGCGUUACUUUUUCAACCAACACGUAGCAACUUAAGCCAGUUUUAAGAAACGAAGGAAAACCAAUACAGCUACAAAAGGUGACGCUAAGAAUAAAAACCCGCCAUCUGCAGCCGCGAUUCGAACCCGGGCCUUUUGAGUGGGAAGCGGGCAUUCUACCCCUGCACCAUUUCGGCGGAGCCGCGCGCAUCUCUUAAACGACGACACAUUGCAGACUACCGAUCGCAGCGCUGCAAGCGGAUUGACCCUGUUUGGGCUUCACUUUUCGAAGCUCGUUCCGGGCACUCCCCUGUUCUAGUACACUCUAACGGAACCUUUGAACCACGCGCGCCGUUCCCCAUGACAACGCCAAAGACGUUCUUUUUUCCAUGAAUCAAACAGAAACGAACAAGUAGCAUUUUAUUACGUCUCUUGAUGCACGGAAGGUUCUUUUUUUAUUGCAGCUAGUUUGAUUACUAGUGAUUAUUGUAGUCGGACACUCUUACAUCAUCGGGAUCGUUUCCAAAAUGUCCCACUCGUGGCGCACGUCGCGUGAUACAUUUAGCUUAAUUUCUCGGUAAGUAGGGCACUGCUGUUGAUAAUAUUGCCGUUUUAGCCGUUGUCAUACAUUUAGCUUUUACUAUGACUUAAAUUAUUUGCCUUUAGCGUCCCUUCAAGCAGACGUGAGUAGACACAUUCAAAUGGCAGAUGGAAGAUGUCUGUGAGAACUGCAACUCCCACUCAAACAUGACAGGAGGUCUACAUGCAGGAUUUGACGCUGCAAUUCUCAGCGAGCGCACGAUAAAUGCCAAACACAGAUUAGUAGGUGCUGUGUGAAAUGGUUGACAGAGAACUCUACAAGUUACCGACCAUCCGUGGAAUGCGACGAACUGUAAGGACACAUUAACCAUGGGGUUGGCACCAGCUCUUUAAGCCAUGUCAAAUUAAUGCACUCAUGAAAUGAACACAGAAAUGAAGCACUUUUUGUAAACCUUCAAUGACAGCAUAGCGAUGAGUCAGGUUUUGAAAGGCGAAAUGUAGCUGUCGUCUUUCUCGCUUUAAAGAAAAAACAAAGGCAAAGGCGUUUACCCUAUAUUUAAAGCCGUUCAUAUUAGCAAAAUCUGAACUGCACUACUGUUAGCAUGAGAAAAAAAAAGGGAUUGCGUGCUAGCAUCAUUCUGCACCAAAAUCAGCCAGCGCUAAGCUUAGACUUACUUACUGUUUUGUUUUUUCAUUGCAGCUCAAUCAAUGUCAGACAUUUAGAACUGUAUCCACAAAUAUUCACACACGUGCCACUUCUAUGUGAACAAGGCUUCCGUAAGAAAGCCGAAAUGUUUUGAACUUUUUGAACCAUUUCAUUACUGGUCAGCAUUUCUUGUUUUCUUUGUUUUCUCAUGUAUAUAUAAUAUGCCUGCAGAAUAUGUAUGUGAGCAAAGACUAAGUUCUCAAAAACCGAACAAAGACCGAAUGUAAAAAGCCCAUUGUUGCAAGGUCUGCUGUUGGCCAUUUUUGCCGUGGUGCUUCAGUAAACUGUCAUGGUGCUCAUUCACUGAAGAGUGGCCGCUGUUUUCAGUCAGAGGUGAGGGAAUACAUUUUGUUCUGAACCUAAACUGUGCUUAAUAUUGCAAUUUUUCCAUACAUUUCUCACUCACGCUCUCUGGACAGUAAAGGAAUGCUGAAAUAUUACAAGUUAGCGAGUUUUCUAGCCAUGCUAUUAAAAAGAAAAAAAUAAGAGGCACCAAAUUUCCAGUCUGUCAUUUGUAAGUGCAUGCUCUCUGCUCUUUUCCAAUUGCCUUUUCUAACAUCAUGUUCAGUAUCAGGAUUGCCUCACAUUCUUUCUUACAAACAGUUCUGGCGUAAGAACCUUUUGUGAAUGCGGGGUCGACCUAGUUUUUUGAGGCAUUUUGUUUUUCCAACUAAAAGUUUUUCUUUCCAUAGUCUAGUUUUCUUUUCAGCUUAUGCUGUUUUUAUUAGCUGCACUUUACGCAGCUGAAGAUAAAAGGAGAAAAAGAAUGUGGUGUCAAGUAUUGUGGCACACUCUUUUCAAAGCAAGUAAUAAGCUGCAUAUUCUUUUUGUUAGUGGGCCAGUAAACAAUCCCAAGGUCCAAAAUUUGUGAUGACGGGAUAACUGCGUAUUUGUACGAUGUGAACAUGCUGCCGCAAGAAUUUUGUGAAUAAGUGCUGUAAUAAGGAAGUUACAGAGGACAGAACAACCUUUUCGUUUUCUCUCUAGGCCUCCUGAAUUUUCUCUACCGCGGGACUUCGUCCACUUCGCCAACGUAACACGACGCCACCACUUUAUGUCAUCAGAGCACAGCCAAUGACCAAACAAGGCUUUAUCCGCAUGUCAGUUACUCGCAGGCAGAGCUGUGAGGAAGUGCAGUAGUGCGAGGCACUGACGAAACAAAUACACGACACACCCAAUAACUGCAUGACCAAAACCGCAUCACCGCAGUGCCAAGGCACCGUUUCGCAGUGCCACCAAUCGACGAGCUCAGUGCUACGUAAUGCUGCCCAUGGGCAACGUUGCAUCACUUAGUGGGCAAAGAGGAGAGAGGCGCUUGAAAGGGGCGUGGGAAUUGUUUUUCGAAAUGAAGCGUCUGUGCGGUGUGGAGCACUGUGAUAUUAACAAAAUGUCGCCACUACCUUCUGUAAAAAUGAGCAAGCUUGUUUGAGAGGUGUAAAACAAAAGUCGGAGCCUGUUUACUGGCCCUUUAGAACUAUUGAAGUUGGCCAAUAUUAUUGCUUGGUAUAUUUGUGAGUUAGGUAUGGUGUCACCCGGUAAAACAAAAAACAAACACUGACAAAAAGAGGCCUACACAACACAAAGAGUGCACACACAUCUUCCCCACUGAAAACAAGUAAUUUUCUCCCAAGUUUAUUCAGUGAACUUUGAGACGCUGUUGCUGCUUCAAAUACAUGUCACAGUAUGACAACACGUGACACUCAACGUACGCUGGACGUACUUCUUGAGGUGAUAACAUAACCUGCCGCACAGUGGCCUCUCAUUGCGGAUAGCUAUUCCACAAGUGUUAAUUGCACGGCUGCAGUCAAAAUGCUCUAUAUACAUUGUGGUGCGCACAUAAGCAGUCAUAGGGGUACUCACAGGGGUCACUAUUAUGGAUGUAUCGUGUGUAUUUUCCUGUUGCCUCAAAACUCCAGUGAACAGUAAUUAAACAGCAUCUCACUUGAGGUUCCGUUGAAGUUUCUUUUCCUCAGCAUUAAGCGAGCUGCAUUUAAUAUGUGGGACUACGUUUGUAUUGUAAGUUUAAAGGUUACAGCGGCAUUUGACUUUAACAGGAGAAUACCACACUUGAAGAUGAAAACAAUAAUAUUGAAAAAGCUGCUUAAUAAAGUAUCAGAAUAAAGUAUACACUUGAUAACUGGCAUAACAAUGCGUGUAUACUUGAAUCACCUUUUAUGUGAUGUCUUAUUUACUGUGCCGUACCUUGGAUUAUUGGCGCAUUUGACCUGCGUUAAAAAACAGUUGCCGAAUAUGUGCAGCACUUUAGCAUAAAGAAAUAUUUUUCAUAUUUGCAGUGAGUAUAUUUAAAUGCUUGUUCAGUAUCAGCUUCAACUAUAUACACGGUAAAUCAAUGCACGUUUGUGCCUUCGUUGAUUUUUUUUAAGUAUCGGGGGUAUGCAUUGACAUCAUCCAAGGCUUCCGUUUUGUGGUAUAGCCAACACAGUAAGAAGCUGCAUUUUUGCUCUGUCUGUUUAUCUCCAGAGCAGAGUGGAAGUUGAAAAUCGCGCAACAAAAUGGCAUGCAUUGGUGUCAAGUGACUUCUCCCUAUUGUGUAUCAGGACCAAAUAUGAGCUUUAGUUUUGCAUCCAGUGUCAAGGUGAAUUAAUAUUCAAUGAAAGUAUUCAUUCAAGCCACUUUGCCUUUAGCUAUCUGUAACAGCCAGCCAUUUCUGUACAUAGUUCGAGUGACCAGUGCAUGAAUGGGUGUACAUGUUUUCAUUUUCCACUCGCCUCAUCGAGUCAUUGCUCUUCACCUGUCAUGCUUAUGUUCUAUCAUACUUCACUAGUCACAUGAUGUAAUU
Molecule: messenger RNA, 8082 nt
Organism: Rhipicephalus sanguineus (brown dog tick)
Lineage: Eukaryota; Metazoa; Arthropoda; Arachnida; Ixodida; Ixodidae
Product: nose resistant to fluoxetine protein 6-like
Exons: 14
Coding region: 39-2711 (890 amino acids)
Molecular function (GO): acyltransferase activity, transferring groups other than amino-acyl groups
Source: RefSeq, a predicted model, not a curated record